AUGAAGCGCGACAAGACAUCACACGAGACAUUCUCUCGCAUGGCUGGUCAGUCACAAGCUGGUUCGUCGCACUUGAAGAACAUCAAAGUCAGCCUUUCACAAGCCCUUCAACACACGCCAAAUGUUCUUGAAACAGGUCUACCAACCAUCGACAGACAACUGCGUGGUGGUCUAGUUCCAGGACUGCUGACAGAAGUCUAUGGUCCGCCUGGAUCUGGAAAGACGGCAUUUGCAAUGUAUAUGGCAGCACACAUACUUGAAGACCAUGCGGAGAAACAAGGUGCGGCAACUGCCAGUGUCGAACCUUCAGACAAGGAUGAGACAUUAAUCAGUUGGCUGGAGUGCUCGCAGAGACUUCCUGCGACUAGACUGCGGGACAUGAUUUCAACGAAUGCGUUUGAUACGGAUGUUGAAAUGGCCAAACUUUCAAGGGUCAAAACCAGGCGAGUUGCCUCCUUGCCCGCCCUCAUGGCCAUGCUACUUCAUGCUCCUGAUGGCGAUCUGCCCAUAUUCUUGACAAAAGACACAAAGUUGCUCGUGAUUGACGACUUGACAACGCUCUUCAACGCUGCCUUCCCACCAGAAGACAGCCGGUCCGCAGCACCCGGCGAGUCACAAUCGGCACGACGAGCACGGGUCACGAAGCUACUCGCACAAACUCUACAAACUUUGGCUGCAAGCUGUCAAAUCAUCAUUUUGGUGCUCUGUAAGCUGACGACACGCGUGGCGGCAGGGUCAGGGGCAACACUUGUGGCUUCCUUGGGAGAUGCGUGGCAAGACGCCUGUUCGACACGAUUAUUGCUGUAUCGCGAUUUCCCACCUGUACGCCUGAGUGCGGAUGAUGCUGCUGCAUUACGUUACUGCGCAGUUCAGAAAGUUGGCGGUGCAAUGUUGGCACGGCCUGAGGGCGUGCCUGUGCGUAUUGUAGGUUCUGGCUUCCAGGAGAUGGAUUUGGACGCAUUGAGUCGAUCAGUUGGUACUCAAAGGUUUAGGGAGAUGCAUCCCCCUCCGGAGACUUCUUCUACUAUCAAUAGGGCGGAAUUGCCGGUUGAAGAGCCGCCAUCGGUCGAUGCAGAAGUCUCUGAAGUGUUGGAACCCGCAACUCUUGAGUCCUCAAAACGCCCAGCGUCAGAGACAAGCCCGCUCAGUCCAAGCAAGGCUAAACGAUUUGUGCUCGAGGAGGUGCGUGAUUCAGAGGAAGAGGACGACCUGGAUGAGGUUGCGCUUGAGGAAGAGGCUGAGCGUGCCAUCUGA
Messenger RNA from Protomyces lactucae-debilis, 1254 nucleotides. RefSeq names its product P-loop containing nucleoside triphosphate hydrolase protein. The coding region runs from base 1 to 1254 and encodes 417 amino acids. The record is from RefSeq and is a predicted model, not a curated record. Gene Ontology annotation, cellular component: replication fork; Rad51B-Rad51C-Rad51D-XRCC2 complex; Rad51C-XRCC3 complex. Gene Ontology annotation, molecular function: ATP hydrolysis activity; four-way junction DNA binding; ATP binding. Gene Ontology annotation, biological process: DNA repair; meiotic DNA recombinase assembly; reciprocal meiotic recombination. The transcript has 2 exons. NCBI's taxonomy places the organism in Eukaryota, Fungi, Ascomycota, Taphrinomycetes, Taphrinales, Protomycetaceae.